Pseudocercospora fijiensis CIRAD86 is the source of this 669-nucleotide messenger RNA. RefSeq lists its product as uncharacterized. The transcript has a single exon. Bases 101 to 355 code for a protein of 84 amino acids. NCBI's taxonomy places the organism in Eukaryota, Fungi, Ascomycota, Dothideomycetes, Mycosphaerellales, Mycosphaerellaceae. The record is from RefSeq and is a predicted model, not a curated record.
CGACCGAGGACGAAGCCAUUACGACAAUGUGUGACUCAACAUGAGACUAAGCACUUUUAUCGCGUGUUUGAUAUGCACUGCCGCUUAAAGCGUCACCUCAAUGCUCUCUUUGCGGUUGCUUCCAACCCAACCACAUAUCAACAGAGAUUCUACAGACGCAAGCAUACACACCAUCCACUUGUCCAGCGAAUACUCGGCCAAGGUCGCCACAGCUUUGAAUGCACUUCACUUCGUCGUCAUGUACAUUAUAUUUCCAGAUGGAACAGGUCUAGAUGAUCAGACUGCUGCUACUGAGGUCCGAUUUGAAUUACAGCCGAGAGCCACGGACGCGGGGCAAACCGUAAGACAUGGAUAGUCCAUGAGCUUAUGAGCCAGCAUGGGAAUCACAGGCAUAAGCCGGCGAAGAGCCGGUAUGCCUUUCGCAUCGAAUCUUCAUCAUCGAGUUAGUUAUUGGCUACGAUCUAUAUAUUGAUUGGUGCGGCAAUGGUGCCAAGUGACCCGCAAGCAAUGGCUUACUUAAAUUCAUGCGUUGGCAAAGCUGCUCUAUAGAUAACCACUCCCCAUACUCCGCAAACCAUGGAAUGGCAAACUUCCGGACUCAGUGUUCAUAGCAAGGUCAAGAAACCAAGACGAGAGUCUCUACUAGAGAAGAACAUGAGAUGAGACGAA